GUCUCAGCUUUGCUGCAGCGCCCUCCGGUUCAGUAUUUUGGUGGCCUCUGGCGAGCAUUAGAGCAGAAAGUGCUGCCGGAGAAGGACGGGUUGGAAGGCGAUCCGCGGAAGAGGGUCGUUCAUUGGACUGGGCUGUCGACCUCCUGUAGCCGAGAGGAGCCUGCUGGAACAUCGCGACCCCGCAGAAAGCCACAUCCUCGCAUGGGGGGGCGGUACUUGCUGCUGGCAGGAUAGCUGGCUCUGAUGGGCUUGGUAAGAACAGAAGAAGGGCAAUUCUUCAGCCUUUGCUGCUGCUUCUCUUCCUUGUAGGACAUUUGAUCCUGCAGCUCUGGGUCCCCCACUCUUAAAUCUGGGUUUUGCUUCAAUCUUGAACUGAAAUGGUAUGAAAAGAAGAUUGGCUUGGAAAGCCUCUUAAAUUCCUUGACUGUGUGUAGCUCUCUGAUUACAGCAUCCCAGAGAUAAUGCCAUCCUUGCCUAAUGAGGGAGAUAACCAAGGAACCACUUCUUUGUCUUUGAGUUCAAGCUUAUCUUUCCAAAGCUCAAUUAGGAGAAAAGUCAGAGAGAAGAAAAAACAUGCAACCAUUACUGCGAAUAUUGCUGGCACAAAAUAUGAAAUUGUCCGGGUAGCAAUAGAAGAAAUGGGAUUUGCAAAGACUCGGGAUGAUGAUGAGACCGCAAACCUUAUCUGGAGCGACUGUGCUGUGCAGCAAGAAAAAAUUGCAGAUCUCCAGAACUACCAGAGAAUCAACCAUUUUCCUGGAAUGGGGGAAAUCUGUAGGAAGGACUUCUUGGCACGAAACAUGACUAAAAUGAUCAAGUCUCAGCCGCAGGAAUAUAGUUUCAUUCCUCGGACGUGGAUUUUUCCAGCAGAGUUUACCCAGUUCCAGAACUAUGUAAAAGAACUUAAAAGAAAGCGCCGACAGAAAACGUUUAUAGUCAAACCAGCUAAUGGGGCCAUGGGACAUGGGAUCUCCCUUGUCAGAAAUGCAGAAAAACUUCAUUCCCAGGACCACCUCAUCGUUCAAGAAUACCUUGACAAGCCCUUCCUUAUGGAAGGGUACAAAUUUGAUUUAAGGGUGUAUAUUCUGGUAACUUCAUGCGAUCCACUUAAAAUAUUUUUAUACCAUGAUGGAUUAGUGAGAAUGGGCACAGAGAAAUAUCAUCCACCCAAUGAAUCCAAUAUGAGCCAGUUGUAUAUGCACCUGACCAACUACUCUGUGAAUAAGCACAAUGAGCAUUUUGAACGGGAUGAAACAGAAGAUAAAGGCAGUAAGCGCUCUAUAAAGUGGUUUACUGAGUUUCUGCAAACAAAUCACCUUGACGUUUCCAAAUUCUGGAAUGAUAUUUCAGAGUUAGUGGUGAAGACACUUAUAGUAGCAGAGCCACAUGUCCUUCAUGCUUAUCGUAUGUGUAGACCAGGGCAAUCUCCUGGAAGUGACAGCGUUUGCUUUGAAGUUCUGGGAUUUGAUAUUCUGCUGGACAAGAAACUCAAGCCUUGGCUACUAGAGAUUAAUCGAGCCCCCAGCUUUGGUACUGACCAGAAAAUUGAUUAUGAUGUGAAAAAAGGUGUCCUUUUGAAUGCGUUACAGCUUCUCAAUAUAAGGACAAGCGAUAAAAGAAAAAAUUUAGCCAAGCAAAAAGCAGAAGCUCAGAAGAGACUGUAUGGCCAAGGGUCAAUGAAAAGGCUGUCACCUAUAUCUUCUGACUGGGAAAAGCAACGACGUUCCCUAGAAAGGAGGAGAGAAGAACUGAAAGAGAGACUUGCACAAGUACGCAGGCAGAUCUCCAAAGAAGAGCAUGAAAACAGGCACAUGGGAAAUUAUAGGCGUAUUUACCCUCCCGAUGAUAAAUUUCUACUUGAAAAAUAUGAAGGUUUGUUAGCCACAGCUUUUCAAACAUUUCUUGCUGGGAGGGCAGCUUCACUUCAACGGGAAAUGAACAACCCUUUGAAAAGGAUGAAGGAAGAAGACAUAUUGGAUCUUCUGGAACAGUGUGAACUUGAUGAUGAGAAACUAAUGGGAAAAUCUGUCAAAUCACGUGGACCAAAGCCUCUGUAUUCAAUGCCAGAAAGUGCACAAUUCAUGAAAAAGAACAAGACCGACAGCAGUGGCAGUAGUCAUGAAAGCAGCAGUGACAUCUCUGAAUGGGAAGAGGAGGCUGAGAAAGAAGAUGACAGUGGGAAGAAAGAGAAAAAUGUCACAUUUGAUCUCGAAGAUAGGAAAUUAAUAGAGCGAUCCAGCAGAAUGCACUGGAAGCAGCCUCUGAAAAAAGUCCCAUCUUAUGUGUCUGCCGCCUCUUCGACUAGUCCUAUCCGGCGUUCUGUAAGCUGCCCUCGAUCCAUUUCAGCUUUGGCUAUGCAACUGCAAGCUGAAAAACGCCCUUUCACAGCCAAACCAGUAAUGCAUCUCUCUCGGUCAUCACUCGCGAGCAGGUCACACUCUUUAAACAGAGGUUCAUCUGCUCUCAAAGUGUCUCACACUGCCAACCAAGGUUCUGUACAUUCAUCUGGGGGUGAAAUGCAGCAGGGAACCGUGGAACAGGACGAAUUAUUGACAAAGGAAACUUUAGCCAUUUUCAAUGACAUGAAGAUACGAUACCCAGGGAAAACAAACGAAGAAGCAGAUCUAAUCAUCGAAGAUAUAAUGGAUAACUGGAAAUACCAUAAAUCAAAAGUGGCGUCAUAUUGGUUAAUAAAAUUGGAUUCUGUAAAACAGCGAAAGGUUUUAGACAUUGUGAAAGUCAGUAUUCGCUCUGUCCUGAAGCAUAUCUGGAGAGUUUCAGAUGUGGAAUGUUUACAUUUAUACCGACUUUUUAACCGUGUGUUUAAUCGCCUGCUCUGGAGCCAUGGCCAAGGGCUGUGGAAUUGUUUCUGUAAUUCAGGGAGCUCUUGGGAGACAAUAUUCAGUAAAAGCACAGAAGCCGUGACUGCCGAUCAACUCCAGUGUUGCCAACGAAUAGUUGAACUUUGUAAACAGUGCCUGCUAGUGGUUUACAAAUACUCAUCUGAUGUUAGAGGGACCUUCUCUGGAAUGAAUUCUGAUUGGGACGACACAAGGUAUUUAUUACCAGGACCAUUGCAAUUCGUCAUGAAACCCUCCACCGGUUUUGGGUGUAGCUCAUCUGGAAUGACUCGCUCGGUGUUGUUUACAUCUAAAUAUGACCAUUCAUGAAACUAAAAGGAACGUUACAUUAAUGGGCAACUCGCUUUAUUUUUCUCCUCAAACACAAAUGUGUGACGGAACUGAACAUAGAUAUUGUUAUAUAUUUAUUACCAUGUAUAAGAUGUAGCUCAAAAAUCUGCUGUAAACACAUGGCAUUUCUCAGAAAUAUAAUAAACCUUAUUAAAAUGUUUACAGAGGUAUGUGAAUGUCCACAUUUGCUAGAUGAUUAAAUAAAUUUGUACUAAAAACGAUACUUUGGCUGCAGAGGCACAGAGGGCACAAUCCUAUACUGGAGAUCUCUUAGCUGAGGGGCUGGAGACUAGUGGAAGCCCUGGUAUCUGGUGAAAUGCCAGUUAUGUUGCAAUAUUUACUCAUGUGCUACUAGAGGUCUCUGCAGGCAGAGCUGGUCUCUUAAUGAAGAUAAUCUUUAUAGAAAGGGUAGAGCAUAGCAGAGAUAGGAGUUGAAUAGAGGAGAACCAAUCUUGGUCACAUCCCAUAUUACUACAAUCUGUUGGAUGCAUUCCCACAGAAGGUGUGUUUUUUCCUCUGGUUCCAGAUCUAUUAAGUUCUCACCCAUUGAACUUAAUGGGAGAGGGGAAAUUCAUGAGUGCAUUGCUUGUCUUGCCUUUGUUGCCUAUAUCUGGGGCAUAGUGUGGCUCAAAACCCAAUUGUAGCAAAUCAUCACUGUGUAUAAAGCCACAAUCAAUAGGUUAACCAUUGCUCUGAUGAAAGAGUGCAUAACUUAGGGGUCUAUAUUUGAUCUCGCGUUGCACGCAUUUUAGAGGGCACAAGGUUGAAGAAGUUGGGGAAGAAGAAGGAAGGAGCAUUACGCAGAAGCAGGCCUUUAUGAAAUACUCAUAAAGCAGAUUGCCAACACUUCUCUGCCCAGAAUCCUAACUGGCAUUUUGCUUUGAGACAUUAAACAGACGGUCAACAAUCAACGUUGUUUUUGUGAUGUGGACAUGACAGGUCAGAGUCCCUCAUUCGAAGAAGUAAAGGAGGAAGAAACCCAGACCACAAAGUAUACUUCUGUGGUUCAUUCCCCAUUUAUUCAAGGUAAAACGGGGGCAAGGAAUGGGAAGGACUGGUUGGCCAUCAGAUUACUAAAAGGAGGAAUUAGUAUACAAUUGCUCACAGUCCCUCCCUGGAAUAUUUCAAGGCUCCACAGCAACACAGUUAAUGGGAAUACUGCAUUGAUAGCCAAGUGAAUUGGGAACAUCUCCAUAGAGAAGCCAAUGUCUCAAGGAAAAAUCCACAGACCCCAGAGAAGGGAUUUAGACCAAGGGAAAGAAUAAGAAAAAGGUGGUGAGUAUGUGGCCAGGCUAUUUUGAAUGUCCUAACCCUAAUUUAUACUUGUCCGCAUUGUAGGUCAGUGGACAGCUUAUAGGGACUAUUCUACUGGUCUAAUGGCUCCAGGACUCCAUUCUCAGCAUCAUCUGAGUAUAGGAUUGCUUUGCCCAACAAAACUGACCUUGCAGGUCCUGUUACAAUUUUAACUUAUUUUAUAGGCAGAAUGUCUUUAGAUUUGAACUAUUUAUGUGAAGCUUAUUGGGUUUUUUAUUUUUUGUUUUCCUUCUCUGGUAGGGAGCAAUGUGCCAUUAGGAUUAGAUGAUAAGGCUUAGGGGAAUGAAGAUAGUAAGCCCCUAAGUAUGUUGCUUCUGUUUCACAGUUAAAGACACUUGUAUAAAUGCCGAAGUCUAAUGUACCUUUGGGCAUAUUUUUAACUGAAGAGAAGGAUAAGAAAUGUGCAAUUUUUAUUUUUCAGUAAGGGCAUGCUGAGACCUCUUAGUUAAGUGAAGUCAAUCCUCUGGGUAAA
Molecule: messenger RNA, 4977 nt
Organism: Thamnophis elegans (Western terrestrial garter snake)
Lineage: Eukaryota; Metazoa; Chordata; Lepidosauria; Squamata; Natricidae
Gene: TTLL7
Product: tubulin tyrosine ligase like 7
Exons: 22
Coding region: 462-3170 (902 amino acids)
Biological process (GO): microtubule cytoskeleton organization; protein polyglutamylation
Cellular component (GO): cilium
Molecular function (GO): tubulin binding; tubulin-glutamic acid ligase activity
Source: RefSeq, a predicted model, not a curated record